AUGGCUGUCGUAGGCAACAUUGACUUCCUCGCGAGGGACGUCUUGUAUGACAAACAGAAACCUUACAGGAUGAAGUUUGUUCCACCGUCCGGGUUUCCAUGGUCAAAUAUCAAGACCAACAUCCAACCCCAGAAGAUCGAGGACAUUCGGGGUCGCGAAAAAGAUUUUUCUCUGGGCGCAAAUGGAUUCUCUCUGGAAACGUUGGACUCCGGCAUGACUUACAAGGAUUUUGACGACGAAGACAAGAUUGUUCAAACAUAUUUACCAAAUGUUGCCAAGCUCCUGAGAUCCAUGCUUAACCCAUCGAGGAUACAAAUUUUCGAGUUUCUUGUUCGGAAACGGGGCGAGAGUUUUCCACUAGCGACAGAGACUGCUUACGAAGACCAUCAACCCACGACUGCAGCACACAUUGAUAUGACACAAGAAUGGGCGAGCAUUCUUGCCCGUCGCCUGAAUCACAAGAGCGGAAUACAUCGUCUCCCCGGAGAGCACUAUCAGUUCAUAAAUGUUUGGGCACCAAUCCGUGGACCAGUUCAAGAUUGGCCUUUGGCCCUCUGUGACGCAUCCAGUCUUAAUCUGCACGCUCUCCACGCCGGAGACGUUGUGUUCCAGGACUUCCAAACAGAAAAUUUAUUGCUAGAACAUCACCCAGAGCAUCGCUGGUACUAUGUCAGCGAGCAAAUGCCCACCCAAGCAUGGGUAUUUCUCCAAGGAGACAGCAGGGGGCGUCAGUGUGUUCCGCAUUCUUCUUUCCUUCAUCCUGGCGCCCCAGAAAAAGCUCAACCAAGACAGAGUAUUGAGGUGCGGGCCCUCGUCUUUACAACAUGA
Messenger RNA from Penicillium daleae, 828 nucleotides. RefSeq lists its product as uncharacterized. Lineage: Eukaryota; Fungi; Ascomycota; Eurotiomycetes; Eurotiales; Aspergillaceae. Gene Ontology annotation, molecular function: oxidoreductase activity. The transcript is spliced from 5 exons. Bases 1 to 828 code for a protein of 275 amino acids. The record is from RefSeq and is a predicted model, not a curated record.